AUGAGCGAAAUCAUUCUUGUACAUAAGGUAUUUACAGAUAAGGAUGCCAUUGGUUCUGCUUGUUCUUUGACAUCAAUUGCAAAUAUUCAAGAAGUCAUCUCCAAGUUUAAAAAUGGCUGGAAGCCCAAAAAUGUGGAAAAGGAAGUUUUUGAAAUCAUGAGAACAUUGGAAAUGUUCAAAACGAUGGAUCCCAAAGAAGAUAAAGCCUCGGGGACUGGGUGGGAGAAAAAAUAUAGCACGGAAGUGUGCAAAGCUUUGACUUUCAUCAUGAAUCAAGGGAAUAGCGCAACUACUAAGAGUCCUUACCCACCUUAUUCCCCUCCCAAACAAGCAGGUGCUUCUGGAGGUAGCAAUGAUGGAAAUCUUAAAGAAGGAGCUACAAAUGUAACACCGCCUUCUACCAACGACACCGCUAAUCGAGGAGGGACUUCAAAACCCAAAAAGCCCUCAGCCCCUCUAAAAAGAGCAAGCGAACAGCCAGCAGCAGCAUCUACAUCACGCCCUGCUCUUCCAGAACGACCUAGAGAAGGAAGACCCGGCGACAAUAUCAAAGUUACCCCGCGAGGGUCUUCAACUGAGAGGCCACCAGUUGCUCAGUCCAGUACCCCUUCAUCUUCGACUAAGAAUCCACCGCAGACACGUGGUGGACCUAGAAACUCCGCUAACUCGGCUUCAAUUCCUCCAAAGACCGAAAAUGGAGGGUCUAGAAGGGCAUCGCAUCGCAGCCAUGGUUCUUCUAGUCGAGCUGUCAGACAGGUUCCAACUGGAGGUUCCAAAACUGAUGAGGAAAAAAAGAUAAUGCUAGACAAUUUGCCUAGGCAAAAGGGAAAAGGUAUCUAUGGAGGUAAAGGGGGGUACGUUUAUGUCCCUGUUGAUUCUGAUUAA
Molecule: messenger RNA, 885 nt
Organism: Botrytis fragariae
Lineage: Eukaryota; Fungi; Ascomycota; Leotiomycetes; Helotiales; Sclerotiniaceae
Exons: 2
Coding region: 1-885 (294 amino acids)
Source: RefSeq, a predicted model, not a curated record